Molecule: messenger RNA, 2614 nt
Organism: Ochotona curzoniae (black-lipped pika)
Lineage: Eukaryota; Metazoa; Chordata; Mammalia; Lagomorpha; Ochotonidae
Gene: PDE6B
Product: phosphodiesterase 6B
Exons: 22
Coding region: 26-2596 (856 amino acids)
Biological process (GO): retina development in camera-type eye; signal transduction
Cellular component (GO): photoreceptor outer segment membrane
Molecular function (GO): 3',5'-cyclic-nucleotide phosphodiesterase activity; protein binding
Source: RefSeq, a predicted model, not a curated record
GCCAGGGGCACAGGCAUCAGCCACCAUGAGCCUCAGUGAGCAGCAGGUGCGCGGCUUCCUGGAUCAGAACCCCAGCUUUGCCCACCAGUACUUCGGGAAGCAACUGAGCCCCGAGCUGGUGGCAGGGGCCUGUGGGGAUGGUGUCCCGGUGGGCUGCGGGAGCCUGCGCGAGCUGUGCCAGGUGGAGGAGAGCCGGGCCCUGUUUGAGCUGGUGCAGGAUAUGCAGGAGAGCAUCAACAUGGAGCGUGUUGUCUUCAAGAUCCUGCGGCGCCUGGGCCCCCUGCUCCAUGCUGACUGCUGCAGCCUCUUCAUGUACCGCCAGCGCAAUGGUGUGGCCGAGCUCGCCACACGGCUCUUCAGUGUGCGGGCCGACAGUGUCCUGGAGGACUGCCUGGUGCCUCCUGACUCUGAGAUCGUCUUCCCGCUGGACAUCGGUGUUGUGGGGCAUGUGGCCCAGACCAAGAAGAUGGUGAAUGUGGAAGAUGUGUCCCAGUGUCCCCACUUCAGCCCCUUUGCCGACGAGCUCACCGGCUACACCACAAGGAACAUCCUGGCCAUGCCCAUCAUGAAUGGCAAGGAUGUCAUGGCUGUGAUCAUGGCUGUGAACAAGCUGGACGGACCCUGUUUCACCAGUGAAGACCAAGAUGUUUUCUCCAAAUACCUGAAUUUUGCCACCUUGAACCUCAAGAUCUACCACCUUAGCUACCUCCACAACUGUGAGACACGGCGAGGCCAGGUGCUGCUGUGGUCAGCCAACAAGGUAUUUGAGGAACUGACAGACAUUGAGAGGCAGUUCCACAAGGCCUUCUACACGGUGCGAGCCUAUCUCAACUGUGACCGCUACUCUGUGGGCCUCCUGGACAUGACCAAAGAGAAGGAGUUCUUUGAUGUGUGGCCUGUGCUGAUGGGCGAGGCCCAGCCAUACUCAGGGCCACGCACACCUGACGGCCGGGAAAUCGUCUUCUACAAGGUUAUUGACUACAUCCUGCAUGGCAAGGAGGACAUUAAGGUCAUCCCCACACCCCCUGCUGACCACUGGGCCCUGGUCAGUGGCCUUCCAACCUACGUGGCUGAGAGUGGCUUUAUCUGCAACAUCAUGAACACCUCUGCGGAUGAAAUGUUCAAGUUCCAGGACGGGCCCCUGGACGACUCUGGAUGGGUCAUCAAGAAUGUGCUAUCCAUGCCCAUCGUCAACAAGAAGGAGGAGAUUGUGGGAGUGGCCACAUUUUACAACAGGAAGGACGGGAAGCCCUUCGAUGAGCAGGAUGAAGUUAUCAUGGAGUCCCUGACACAGUUCCUGGGCUGGUCAGUGCUGAACACCGACACCUACGAUAAAAUGAACAAACUAGAGAACCGCAAGGACAUCGCCCAAGACAUGGUUCUGUACCACGUGAGAUGUGACAAGGAUGAAAUCCAGGCAAUCCUGCCAACCAGAAAGCGGCUGGGCAAGGAGCCUGCUGACUGUGAGGAGGAGGAACUAGGCAUCAUUCUGAAGGAAGAGCUGCCCGGACCCAACAAGUUUGACAUCUAUGAGUUCCACUUCUCAGACCUGGAGUGCACAGAGCUGGAGCUGGUCAAAUGCGGCAUCCAGAUGUACUAUGAGCUGGGUGUGGUCCGCAAGUUCCAGAUCCCUCAGGAGGUCCUGGUACGGUUCCUGUUCUCCGUCAGCAAAGCCUACCGCAGAAUCACCUAUCACAACUGGCGUCACGGCUUCAACGUGGCACAGACCAUGUUUACGCUGCUCAUGACUGGCAAACUCAAGAGUUACUACACAGACCUGGAGGCCUUCGCCAUGGUGACUGCCGGCCUAUGCCAUGACAUCGACCACCGUGGUACCAACAACCUGUACCAGAUGAAAUCCCAGAACCCUCUGGCCAAGCUCCAUGGCUCCUCCAUUUUGGAGCGUCACCACCUGGAAUUCGGCAAGUUUCUUCUUGGAGAGGAGAGCCUGAACAUCUACCAGAACCUUAACCGGCGGCAGCACGAGCAUGUGAUCCACCUCAUGGACAUCGCCAUCAUUGCCACGGACCUGGCGCUCUACUUCAAGAAGAGGACCAUGUUUCAGAAGAUUGUGGACGAGUCCAAGAACUACCAGGACAAGAAGAGCUGGGUGGAAUACCUGUCCCUGGAGACCACACGCAAGGAGAUUGUCAUGGCCAUGAUGAUGACUGCGUGCGACUUGUCAGCCAUCACCAAGCCCUGGGAAGUGCAGAGCAAGGUGGCUCUUCUGGUAGCUGCAGAGUUCUGGGAACAAGGGGACUUGGAAAGGACCGUCUUGGAUCAGCAGCCCAUUCCCAUGAUGGACCGCAACAAGGCAGCCGAGCUCCCCAAGCUGCAGGUCGGCUUCAUCGACUUCGUGUGCACCUUUGUGUACAAGGAGUUUUCACGUUUCCACGAAGAAAUCCUGCCCAUGUUUGACCGCCUGCAGAACAACAGGAAGGAGUGGAAGGCGCUGGCAGACGAGUAUGAGGCCAAAGUGAAGGCCCUGGAGGAGGAGAAGAAGAAGGAGGAAGAGCGGGUACCAGUCAAAAAAGUGGGCACUGAGAUCUGCAACGGAGGCCCUGCACCCAAGUCCUCCACCUGCUGCCUCCUGUGAGCAGCUGGCAGGCCGUGG